Messenger RNA from Zasmidium cellare ATCC 36951, 1467 nucleotides. RefSeq lists its product as uncharacterized. Gene Ontology annotation, molecular function: protein binding. The record is from RefSeq and is a predicted model, not a curated record. NCBI's taxonomy places the organism in Eukaryota, Fungi, Ascomycota, Dothideomycetes, Mycosphaerellales, Mycosphaerellaceae. The transcript is spliced from 3 exons. Gene Ontology annotation, cellular component: nucleus. Bases 1 to 1467 code for a protein of 488 amino acids.
AUGGACACACCUUUCAGCAUUGCACAAUGGGAGCCAUCCAAACCACAGGAAGCAUGGGAGACUCCACCAAGCGAGUCCACUGUCGCGGGCUGGAUAAGAUCACUCAAUGACCAAACCACCGACAUCGCCGCUCACCCUUACCACCCAAAUAGCUGGCUGGACCGAGCAGAGACUCUUGUGAAGCUGCGGUAUCCUGAGCUUGCUGUAGGCGAUGCAUACAAGGCGGUGAUGAUGUGCAAGACUCUACUCACGACUCUGACGCGACGACCAUGGUACAGACUUGGCUACCGCACGGGAUUUCUCAUGACGGAUCGCGAUGCCUGCAGUGACAGCGUGGCCAGAGAAGAGCAAACAGUACAGAAGCAGACAUAUGCCACUCUACAGAAACGAGCGCAGGACCUGAUACACGAGCAUCUGGACUACAUGCCGGCACACAAACGCGGCCGUGUGAUACUGAGGCAGUACCCGUGGAUCCAUGAGAGGCAUUUGAUGCGAUCUGAUGAACUCGUCAAGAGCAUCAAUCGUGAGUUGGCUGCAGCCACGCGGACGAUGAGACGCAGAAAGUGCUGUGUCGUGAAGCGAUUUGCGUUCGGUCGCGGCGUGGGCGCACGAGACGGCGAGGAUCUGCUGGGCGUCUUUGCCACUCGCGAUAUCGCGUGGGGUGAGCACAUCGUAUACGACAAGAGCAGAGUCUGGGGAUGCAAUGGGUCGGACAGCAACGAGCCGAUCAGCAAGUACCUACCACCGGACGACCUCGACGCCAAACUGCAAUGGAUACGGCAAAAAGUUGGCAGGUUCGCGGCCAACACGAUAGUGAGGUCUCGGCUGCUCAUCCGUGCUGUGAAGGACGGAGCACAACACCCCCUCGAUCAUCCUCUCAUUGCCCGUCUUACACCGACGUACUGCCCCGACGACUACCAGAGUUUCGAUCUAGAGAAGGACAUAGCGGUGAUGAAUCAAGUCCUCCAGCAGCACGGCAUCGACAUCUUCGCCAACCUGAACUGGGACACGCACGUCUUCUUCACCCUCAAAGCCCGCGUCAGCAACAACAGCUGGACGACGCCGCAGUCCGAAACCAUCAACUCCCUCUUCUCCCUCUUCAACCACAGCUGCGCCCCCAACAUGGAAUGGCAGACCCAGCCCGACCUCCGAACGAUCGUUAUGAAAGCCACCCGCGACAUCGAACGCGGCGAGCAGCUCUUCGUGUGCUAUGACGGGUUCGUCGUGGACGAGCCCCUGGAGGUGCGCCGCCAGACGUUCUGGAAGUGGAUUAAUGGGCCUUGUCAGUGUUCGAGAUGCGUGAGGGAGGAGGAGGAGUUGAGUCGGAGUGGUGGUGAUUCUUCGCCUACGGAGAGUUUUGCCAGUUCGAAUGGUGAGGUUGUGGGUGGGUGGGAUACGGAGGUGAAGCCGGUGUUUCCGGAGGAUGGAUUCGUAUUGGAGAAUGGGUUGGUGGAGCCUCUUGAUUGA